AUGGCCCGCUCACCCCCCAGGGUCCCAGAUGCUUGGCGCAUUUGUCACGGCGACAGAGAGCCCCACCGAAGCCGAAACAGGGAUAAUUGUGGUUUCUCAGAGGAUACUUUGAUUGAUUGUCAGUCAAGAGAGACAACCGAGUCGUCGUUGCACUGUGGGUGGAGCUUGCCAAGGCUUAUCGAUAAGGUAGCCGCGCCUCUGACGGUCGCAGAAGCAAUCAACUGUUUGCCUCCUACAAACCCAAACCCCAAAUUUCAAUCAUCGUCAUCGGCACGCAAACGACAUCAUUUGAUCAAUAUGGGCUUGGUGGACUACUCAGACUCGGAUUCCGAUGCCGAACUUCCACAACCACAGGCACAGAAACCAGCGUCUGUCCCGGCAGCCAGCGCCGCAAACAAUAAGAAGCCAUUUCAGAAGCUUGUCGGAGGCUCAGGCAAGAUCGUUGUCAACUUACCGACCACGAGCGCGGCAGGCAAGACUGCCGACAAUGACGGGCCACACGCGAAACGCGCCAAAACGACGACCGGCGGAAGUCGAUUCGGCAAUUUUGGCUCUUUCUUACCACCACCGAAGAAAACAACUGCCAUCGCUGCAUCAUCCGAUUCCUCAUCCGAUUCCUCUGCGAGGCAGCCAGGCUCAGCGCCGGCACCAAGGGUGAACUUGAGGACAGGCGCGGAACCAGCUUUUGUAAGAGGAGGAGACGACGGCUAUGGCGAUAGCUCAUCGACAUCAGGAGGCGGUGGCCUCAACCUCCCAGCUCCCAAAAAGAGCUCUGGUCCAUCAAUACCCGAGGGUCAGAAACCAGAAUCGGAGGUCAAGCUGGUGGGGAAGCCGCUCAUGUUCAAGCCGCUUUCAGUUGUGAGGAAGAAGACUGGACUGAACGCCAAAAAGAAGACGACAGCAACAGCGACAGUAGCGAAGACUGAGGUUCCAGCGCGGGUGUCGACACCGACAGAAGCAGUGAUCACAGACCCGCCAGUACCCCCGAGUCCGCAAAAGAAACAUGUCUCCCUGUUCUCCGUCGACGACGACGAAGAUGCUCCUCCACCUGUCCCCACGGCCACAACAACCACGGGCGCCUACGAGCCUUUAUUCACAGUCCCAGAACCCUCUCCUACCUUACAACACGCACAUGAUGUCACAGCGCCUUACCCUGUAGAAACAACCCAACCUUCAAACCCGGUACCGGACGCGUUUGCCGGCCUUUCCAAGGCAGCCCGCCGUGAGCUUUUUGGUCGCUCGGACCAAGUACCGACCAACAUGAUAAACUUCAACAUGGAAGCCGAAUACAACUCCAACGAAGCCCUCAGACAGUCGGGUGAGCAGCAGGUUUACAAUCCGAUCAGAUCGAUUGCUCCAGGCAAGCACAGCUUGAGACAGGUGGUCAACAUGGCCCAGAACAACCAGAGUGCCCUGGAGGAUAGCUUUGCCAAAGGCAAGCAGAACAAAAGUGACGCUGCAGGGAGAUAUGGAUGGAAGUGA
Molecule: messenger RNA, 1482 nt
Organism: Podospora anserina S mat+
Lineage: Eukaryota; Fungi; Ascomycota; Sordariomycetes; Sordariales; Podosporaceae
Exons: 2
Coding region: 1-1482 (493 amino acids)
Cellular component (GO): nucleus
Source: RefSeq, a predicted model, not a curated record